GUCAAAGAAAAUGUCAGAUUCUAGUUUUUGUCAGUCAAAGCACCAUUUAUUUUCACAUUUUCUUAAUGUAUUUAUAAGCAAUGGUUGAACAAUCACCUAGAUUUAAUACUAUGCGAUCACAAUCACCUAAACCCAGAUUGAAAUGCAUUUGCAACACAGUCAACGUUUUAGAAGAGAUCACACGCAAAAAUAAAAAGUUACCAAAACCGGAAUUGAAUAAAAUAAGAUUGAACUUAUUGACAGAAAGGAAUUCCGAUGGAACGGGGUACCUUAUGCUGCGAGGCAAAGAUAUUCACGAUAGAUUUCAUAGAAGGAUUGAGGAUACAGAUAUUCGGGCCAUCUGUACCUACAUACGACAGUCCCCAAGAAGAAUAACUCGUCUUGACUUGAGCUACAACAAUAUCACCGACAAAGGCUUCUUCAAACUGCUGAAGAAACUUCUCGUCAAAGGUCGAUCGAGUCUCAUCAACUUGAACAUCAUGAACAACAGGAUAACAAGAAUAUCGAUUGAGUACUUAGCAAAAUACGCUGCAGUAAUUAAACUACAAUACUUAAGAUUGAAUGGCAACCGUUUCGGAACGAAAGCCGGAGAAUACUUCGCUAAAUUCUUGAUAAACAAUAAAUCUGUCCAAUAUUUAGACAUCGGAGAGACUAAUCAAAGUUUGACAAGCGUAGCUCAGAUCAUCACGGCGUUGAGGAUUGACCACGGAGCCAACACAACACUCAGAGUAUUCGAUUUUAGUCGAAUCAAUCCGUUAUUUAAUCGAUAUCCGACCGAAACAAAAUGGCUGGCGUACCACAUCGAGUAUCUAUUGGAAAGAAACUCUUCAAUUAUCGAGUUACAUUUGCAAAAGAAUCAAUUUAUAAGUCAUGACAUGGAAUAUUUCGCGAGAGGUUUACGUCGAAACACAUCACUGUUGUAUUUAGAUUUAGGUUAUAACAGCAUUGGGGAUUACGGCAUUGAGUUGUUGGCUAAAUAUUUAGCUGAGGGACCACAGUUAGUAUUGCUAAACGUAGCUGGUAACUGCAUUAACGACACAGGCGCGAGAGCGUUAAGUUUCGGCUUGCCUUAUUCCAAAGUUCGCGCUCUUGACAUUUCGAAAAACAAUUUGACAGAUACAGGCGUGCUCGAUUUAUUGAAUACGAUCAAAAAACCGUUUUAUAUGCGAUUUUUGAACAUCUGGGGGAAUAAAUUUGGACACGAUUCUUGCGUUGUUAUCGCAAGAAUGUUGAUCAGUGGCACUUUGUUUCAACACACCAUCGACGUGAAGAUUUAUGAGGUAGAUAAUGUGUUAUAUGCUGCAUAUUACCCAAAUCCUGCUAACAGGAAUAAGCAUUUUUAUUACGACGAAUUGGAGUUCGGUGUUGCCCAACCUAUUUACCAUAUUACCCGUAAUGUAAUUGACGAUAAAAAGUCGGUUAAAGUGGAUUGUAAACACCGUCACAAAUUGGAUAAAACUGAUAGAAAGAACUUUUAAAAUUAGUCUAUUUUUUCUUUAUUUAUUUUUUUAUUUGUAAUGUUUAGGGUUGUAUGUCUAAUAAGUAUUUUUAUAGGUAAAUGUAUUGAGUAGUUCGGAUUCGUUUUUAUUAAUAAAUGGUUUUUGUCUA
Molecule: messenger RNA, 1608 nt
Organism: Trichoplusia ni (cabbage looper)
Lineage: Eukaryota; Metazoa; Arthropoda; Insecta; Lepidoptera; Noctuidae
Product: leucine-rich repeat-containing protein 34-like
Exons: 1
Coding region: 81-1478 (465 amino acids)
Molecular function (GO): protein binding
Source: RefSeq, a predicted model, not a curated record